Molecule: messenger RNA, 1543 nt
Organism: Armigeres subalbatus
Lineage: Eukaryota; Metazoa; Arthropoda; Insecta; Diptera; Culicidae
Gene: eIF3j
Product: eukaryotic translation initiation factor 3 subunit J
Exons: 6
Coding region: 191-916 (241 amino acids)
Cellular component (GO): eukaryotic translation initiation factor 3 complex; cytoplasm
Molecular function (GO): translation initiation factor activity
Source: RefSeq, a predicted model, not a curated record
AUGUGUCAAAAAAUGUGCCUCGCUCGCACGCUUCGAAAGAAUGACGGCAGCAGCCAGAAGAAAAAGUUACCACGACAAAACUUUCGCUCUUUGUGUGUGCUACGCAAUAAUCCUGAAAAAUCCUAGUAGUAUCGUAGUCAAAACGCGUUCAAAUACUGCUUAAACGAUCGACGAGACGAUCGUAUCCACGAUGGAAGAAGAUUGGGAGCAACUCAGUGAGCAGGAGAAAGUGCCCGUUCCUGCUAAGAAACCCGAUGUCAACAAAUGGGACGGUGAAGAUGAGGAGGAAGAAGUGAAGGACAGUUGGGAAGACGAGGACGAAAUUGAGGAAAAGAAGGACGAAGAAAAAGUGGAAACACCGAAGGCUAAGCCGAAAAAGACUUUACAACAGAAAAUUUUAGAUAAAGAGAAACUAAAACUUGAAGAAGCUGAGCGACAAAGGCUAGAGAAGGAAGCAGAAGAUAUGACACCUGAACAGAAAUUAGCUGAAAAGCUUCGACUUCAGAAACUUCAAGAAGAAUCGGAUCUGAAGAAUGCCAUGGACACAUUUGGAGUCACAGCAAUGGUUGGGGGAAUCGAUGGUAUGCACCCUACCAGUAAAGAGGAAUUCAUCGAAUUGUCUGAUGCCAUCAGUAAGAAGCUCUCGAAUUAUAGGAAUGAUUCUGAAUAUUGCGCUUUUUUGGAGGAUCUUGUUACCAAGUUGUUUGCCAGUUUGCCAUCAGCCAACAUCAGGAAAGUGAAAGGUAUCCUCGACAAUCUCUACCUUGAGAAACAGAAAUUAGAGAAGGGAGACAAGCCCAAGAAGAAAACCGGCGGAAAGAUCAAAGCCAGACUACGGAUGGAUGGUGAAAAUCAAAACUUUGACGAGUACGCUCCAAAAUACGACGAUUUCGAUGAGUACGACGAUUUUAUGUAACAUUCACUCUAAGUAGACCAACUUGCAAUGUGUAAUGUUCGCUCGGACGUGAAAGAGAGUGCACGCGAUUGACCCACGUUCCGAUGCGGAAAAGUAUCGAACGCUCAUCUAGCAGAAAUACAACCCCACAAAAAGGAAUUUACACAUAACCAAUCAAAAUAUAAGAACGAGCCUUCUUUGUUACUACUUCAAAUUACGUGCUAUAUUAUUGUCCUCCCAAUUCACGCAUCUUUUUUUUUAUGUUUGUCAGUUAAAGGAUCGAAGGUUAUGUUGUCCAUCGUAAGAUAGUUUCAUCCCUCAACUGCAAUUAGAAUAAUCAAUUAUCUGCGUUUUUUCUCUGUUUAGUCCUUCCAUUUUGAAAAAAUAGCUUUCAAUUAAAAUGUUGAUUAUAACGAGCAGCUGUGCUGGACAAGGAAGGUGAGAAUUAGGAUUUUCAAUUUAGGCAGUUGUGAACCACAAAGGGCCAAACCAUAUGAAAAAGAAAACCGUUAUGAACUUCCGAAGAAAAACGGUUUUUGUGUCACGUUGUGGUCAGUAGACAGGUUACAUACUGGUAGGAUGGACAGUGUUUCUGAUAAUGUGUAAAUAGGGAUAAAAUGUUUGAAUAAAAGUUUCGACGGAAUAGAA